AAUCCCUAUCCUUUAUUUUGUUGCAUACCACACCACCAAAAUAUAUUCUCUUAUUUUGUUCACUGCAACCCCUUGCAACCAACUACCUUUCUUUUCUCUCAACUCAUUUUCCUCAGCUCAUCACCAAAAAAAGAGAAGCAACUAAGAUUCUAAGGGAGAGAUUGAAAUGGCUGCGAAAUUGAAGAAGUGCAUGAUGCUAUGCUGCACUCGCAAUCCUGUGAAAGAGGAAAUGACGAAAGAGACGUGCGAGGAAGCCAUCGUUGCUCUCCAGAAGCUUCUUAGUGCGUGUUUUUACGGCAGCGAGAAAAGCGAGCUGAAGGCGGUUGCCGCCGCGAAGGUGCGGCAGUUGACGGCAGAGCUGGUGGGGGCGCGUCAGAAUGUGGCAGUUAAAUCAGUUUCCGACCCGGUGGAGAGGAUUCGGGCCGGGUUUGAUCAUUUUAAGAAAGUGAAAUACCAGAAGGAUCAUGCCUUGUACUCCAAGCUAGCCGUUGGCCAAUCUCCAAAGUUUUUGGUGUUUGCAUGCUCGGAUUCCCGAGUUUGCCCUUCACAUAUUCUAAACUUUCAACCAGGAGAGGCAUUUGUUGUCCGAAACAUUGCCAACAUGGUCCCGCCCUUUGACAAGACAAAAUACUCAGGAGUUGGGGCGGCCAUUGAAUACGCAGUACUACAUCUCAAGGUGGAGAACGUUUUGGUGAUUGGUCACAGCUGUUGCGGAGGCAUCAAGGGCCUCAUGUCCAUUCCUAGUGAUGGCACGACUAAAAGUGAUUUCAUUGAAGAUUGGGUGAAGAUCUGCAAGAGUGCUAGGGUCCGAGUGGAAACAGAAUACAAGAACUUAAGCUUGGAAGAGCAAUGCAGCCAGCUAGAGAAGGAGGCUGUGAAUGUAUCACUUGGGAACUUGUUAAGCUAUCCAUUUGUGAGGGAAGCUGUUGUCAAGAAAACCUUACUGCUGAAGGGAGCACACUACGAUUUUGUCAAGGGCUCUUUUGAGCUUUGGGACCUAGACUCCACAUUGUCUCCUUCCAUUGCUUUUCGAUUGUAAAAUAACACUAACUUCUCCAUAUAUUCAUUUUCUAAAAUCUUGAAUAA
Salvia hispanica is the source of this 1086-nucleotide messenger RNA. RefSeq names its product carbonic anhydrase 2-like. Gene Ontology annotation, biological process: carbon utilization. The record is from RefSeq and is a predicted model, not a curated record. NCBI's taxonomy places the organism in Eukaryota, Viridiplantae, Streptophyta, Magnoliopsida, Lamiales, Lamiaceae. Gene Ontology annotation, molecular function: zinc ion binding; carbonate dehydratase activity.